AUGGAAGUGAUGAGAACCAUUCUGCUUCUCUUCAGUACAUUUUCUCUGGGGAAUACAGAAGCUGAAGAGUGCCCUUUUGGAUGGACUCAUUUUGGGGAAAAAUGCUACAAAUUCUUCUCUUGGCAAGUUGACUGGAUCACAGCAGAGAAAAAUUGUCAAAGCUUUGAUGCAAAUCUUGCAUCUGUGCGAGGUCACGUGGAAAAUGAAUUUCUUCUCAGUCUGGUGCCGGUUUCUGCACGGUGUUUGGUUGGAGGUUAUGAUUGGGUAGACGAUGGACAAUGGUUGUGGAGUGAUGGAACCACCUUUGACUACACCAACUGGUGCUCUAAUGAACCUAGUGAGGGUACUGAAAACUGCUUGGAGAUAAACUGGACUACUGACCGUUGCUGGAACAAUAUACCAUGUUCAUUGCAGAUUGGUUCCAUUUGUGCUAAAGGCAUGUGA
This is a messenger RNA of Xyrauchen texanus (razorback sucker), 444 nucleotides long. RefSeq names its product ladderlectin-like. The coding region runs from base 1 to 444 and encodes 147 amino acids. Lineage: Eukaryota; Metazoa; Chordata; Actinopteri; Cypriniformes; Catostomidae. The transcript is spliced from 5 exons. The record is from RefSeq and is a predicted model, not a curated record.